Cyanidioschyzon merolae strain 10D is the source of this 891-nucleotide messenger RNA. Its product is annotated as mitochondrial translation elongation factor Ts. Gene Ontology annotation, molecular function: translation elongation factor activity; protein binding. Gene Ontology annotation, biological process: mitochondrial translational elongation. Gene Ontology annotation, cellular component: mitochondrial matrix. The coding region runs from base 1 to 891 and encodes 296 amino acids. The transcript has a single exon. NCBI's taxonomy places the organism in Eukaryota, Rhodophyta, Bangiophyceae, Cyanidiales, Cyanidiaceae. The record is from RefSeq and is a predicted model, not a curated record.
AUGGUUAGGUCGCAGUUUCUCCUGCACAUUGGCAGGCGCUGGUUAAGCUCCAGCCCGAACUGGAAUGCAGCCUCCAUCCGUCAGCUUCGUGACCUGACGGGUGCCCCGGUUAUGGAGUGUAAAAAGGCAUUAGAACGGUGUGACGGCAAGCUGGACGCAGCACUGGGGCUUUUGUCAAGCUACGCAGAGACCGUGAUGCGAAAGAAAGCGCAGCGCAGCACGAGGAGUGGGCUCAUUGCACUGGAGGUCGCACCUGAUCAACGGUGCGGUGCCAUGGUAGAGAUCCGUUCCGAGACGGACUUUGUGCACCAGUUGCCUGUCGUCCAACGUGUUAGUCAGCGCGGACUAGAGCUGCUCCUGCGCGGAGCGGUAACCAAUGUACAGGAGCUGCUUGAGGCAUUGCGCGACGAGCUACGAGAAGCGGUCGCAAAGACUGACGAGAAUCUCACAGUCCACCGGGGCAUCCGUUUGCAAGUACCGGACACGUUUCGGGACGGUCGAAUAUAUUCCUAUUUGCAUAAUCACGCACGCGUUGGUGUUUUGGUUGCUUGCUCGGCACCGUCGCCACUCGGCCGACAGGUUGCAAUGCAUAUCGCUGCAAUGAAUCCGCAGUACGUUUCCGCGGCCGAUAUCGAGCCGUCCGUCUACGAAAGCCUGAUGCCUGCGGAAGAUGAAGCGUUCCGCGCUCCUCGGCAAUUGGGUGCCGCGAACGCUUCGCCUCCCCAGCGCAGAAGUGUCAAGUUCGAAGCGUUCAUCGCUGAGCGCUGUCUCCUGGACCAAGUGCUUGUUACCGACUCUGCCGACGAACGCUCUCGCAGUCGACAGCGAACAGUGCGCGAAGCUAUCGGUCCGGGGAUUUCGGUGUUAGCCUUUGAGCGUUUUGCACUCUAG